Cinara cedri is the source of this 38075-nucleotide messenger RNA. NCBI's taxonomy places the organism in Eukaryota, Metazoa, Arthropoda, Insecta, Hemiptera, Aphididae. The record is from the annotation of a GenBank genome assembly.
CAGGGAAAAAUCGACGGAAAAUAAUCGACGAUGACACGCGUAGUUCUCCGAAGGUAAAUAUUUGAAUAGAAUAAUAAUAAUUAGGUACUACCUAUACGAACGGUGUCGGUGCCGUUUUUCUCGAUUACCGGCGGUGGCGGCGGCGUAGACGAAUUUUCGUCCCGAGGACUGAUAUAUUAUUAUUGUUAUUAAAAUACGCACCGUCGGUGUCUGACGUCUGCCAGUUCGCACAACAACCGGUUUUCGGUCGCGUAUAUUUUAAUAAUAAUAUAGUGGCGGCCGUCCGUAUAGUUUUCGUAACCGCCGUAACCACAACACGGCCGACGCGCAGCGGCCGUGUACGUUCCGCCGCAACGGGAACACGAUGCGCGUGCGUGCGCCGUCAUGUGUCGGUCGGCAUGGCGUGGCGGUGCGUGGCGGUUCCCUCGUAAUUUUAUCCGAGACGGCAGCGUACGCGGACGCCCCACUCCGCCGCGCCGAAUGUCGCCAGCCGGAUGGGUCUUUGUUUACUACGUUACUAACGCACCGAGUGUUGCGAGCUGAUAGCCGACAAUAUCGUUAUAUUAUUAUUGUUGUUUUUUUUUUCUUCUUCGCUUUCUUUCUGAUAGUAUUUUUCCGCGUACUUUACGUCCCGUAGACGGUCGUGGGAGUAGUUGUAGUUGACGGUGCGAUAAUAAACAACGGAAAAAUCGUCCGAACGUUUGGAUAAGAGGAAAAAAAAAAACGACAAGCGUGUUGUAAAUGUCGUUACAGUUUUGACCGGUGUCGACCGUAUUGUGUUCGCGUUCUUACGGCCGUUGUUCAAUUAUUGUCCCGGCUUUCUCGGUCCGUCGUGCCGUCGUGUUUUGCUUUAACACCGUCCGACCGUUCUCUGCCCGUGGAUAUGUAGUCUCGACUCGUCGAAUCCGUUUCUUCGUCCGAAAUACUACCCGCCAGAUAGAUACGGCGGCUGAAAAACAAACUUGCCGAUUCUCGAUUUUGUCCGAGCGUUGACGAUCCGUCUGUCGGUAUAGCCAUGAAACGAUGUUCUUUUGAUACAAUAUUGUGUCGCCGACAGCGUUCCAUCUGCUAUAAUAGUGGAUCCGACCUUCGGUGAUGCGAUUCCGUGUCUGCUAAAAUGAAAGUCACCGUCUGUUUCGGUUCGACUAGAGUCAUCGUCCCUUGUGGACGCGGAGAGAUAUUAGUCAAGGAUCUUAUUCAACAAGCCAUCACCCGAUACAAAAAAGCCACUGGAAAGGUGAGUUAUACACUCGGUUAUACGCUAUACCCAUAUAAACUUAAUCAGUGUCGGCCUGGCUCACCAAAGACCUUUGGAGCAUUUUUUUAAAUGGCCUUAUAGAUGAAAAAAAAAACCCAUGCAUAUCGGUGCGAUAUUUGGUCGGAAGUGAGGUUAUAGGUACAUUGUAAUAAUAUAAUAGGGAUAUGUUCACAAAAGCGAUUUUCAGUGACAUUUCAAUUUUCAGCAAUUUGUGUAUAAAUAAUAAAUGAUUAGGAAGUUUUAUUAUUUUUUACUCUAGUCUGCCAUAAUCAACUUAAGUUUAAGCAAUACUAUGUACCUAUAAUAUAUUUAAAAUCUCUGCACAAAAGACACCCAUUGCUUACUCCAGUAGGUAGUUAAAUUACAAUAUUUUAUAAAUCUUGGGGCCUGCAGAGGCCUCCAUGGGCAGGCCGAUACUGAAUAUUAUGAAUUAUUAUAAUUUACAAGUAUUUAAGUAUUCCAAAACAUUUUACUACGCCUCUUGAUGAUGAUUCAAAUAAUUACUCAUUCUAUAGUGGGUUACUAACGAUAAAAUAUUGUAUUUGUCAUUAUGGUUUAUUAAGUUUAUUAUACCUUAAAAUUUGAUAUGAUAAGUUGUGAUUAUUGCCAUACCUAUUGUUGUUUCUUUAGUCAUUAUAACUAACAUAGGUAAUUAAAAAUUAUAGUAGUGAGUAGGUAUCUCAGAAAGUAUCUAAUGACGAUGUGUAGGUAGGUACCCUGCAAUCACCUAAUUAUUUGAUAUUUAAAUCUACAAUAUUAAGAUUUAAUGGGUAGGUAAUUAAAAAAAUAAAUAGUGAGUAUCUAGUGAUAGCAGGUAGGUAUGUAGGUUAGGAAUUAAUUUAAUUGUUUGGUAUUUAAAAUCUAUGAUAUUAAGAAUGAAGAUUAAAUAUCAAUGGAUUGAUGUUGAAUUUAUUUUUAUUGUUAUGGUUUUGAAUACGAAUAUGGUUAUGGCUCAAUUUACUCAUUCAUAUAGCUAUGAAUGAGCAUAUAAUGUCCUGUUAUCAAUCUAAAAUAACAUGAGUAAUAUGUGUUUAGAUUACUACCUAUUACUACCUAUUGAUUGGAAUUUGUUUAAAUGUAUGACCAGUGUUUUAUAAUUAUAUUGGUUGGUACCUAUGUAAAUAUUAUACUUGUUCUAUAGUAUAUUAUAUUUAUGAUUGCAUAAAUAAGUAUCUAGUUUUUUUAUUAUACAUAGUGAUAGUACUUUUAAUAUCAUUAGGAGUAAAUAUGAGUCAUUAUUUUUGGUAAUACCAAAUGUAUAUACAUAUAAGUAUUUCAAGUAGGUAUUACACAUUUUGUAUUAAUCUGUUUAUGAAAUAAUAUGUUUAAAUCAAUUUCAGAUCUAUGAGAUGAUGCACGAUUAUUAAAGAUCAAAGAUAAUCAUAUUUUGUAUUUACCUAAUUUCUUUAUCUAACUUUUUUUUAAAUUUAUAUGAAUUUAUAUGAAUCAACACAUAGUUCAAGUCAAGAUGUUUAUAUAGCCUGUCACUUAUGUAUACAUGAAAUAAUUAAAAAUAAAAACUCAUAAAACUAUUGCAUUUAUUUGUGAUUCAUUUGAAAUAAUUUGUUUAUCUUUAUAAUUAAUUAUUAAUGAGGGAACUGAUAUCAUAAAUCAGGUUAUAAAUAAUCUAGUAAUUAAUUAUAUCAGUUAUUGUUACUCAUGAUAAAGUAACUAUCUAAAUUAAUAAUAAUAGUUUAAUUUUUCACGAUGGGACAUCCUUAGGUUUUUUCGUUAAUUUCAAACACUUUGGUCAGCUAUUAUCAGGUAACACACUACUGUAGAUAUUUGAAUAUUUUUAUUUUUUGUAUAAAUAUAGAUAUACUAUUUGUGGGUAAUUUGUGAGUAGGUACAUAAAUAUUGUUUGAAAUUUAUGUUUCUCUAUUCUUCGUGAUUCUUACAUAAGUUCAUUUUUUAAUAAUAAUUGUAUAACCUACCUAUAAUUAUUAAAAGGGAAUAUAUCUAUCCAAAAUGAAAAAAAUUAUAAUGAUUAUGAUAUCACCUGUAUCUGUUGGAAAGUUAUUAUUUAUGAACUGUAAAAAAAUAGUGAUACAUAAAAAUAUAAAGUACCUACCAAUAUUUUUAAAACUAUAAUUGGUCAAAGUUUAAUGAAGUCAGAUGUAUGAAAUAUUCAUGAAGAAUAUGAUCAAGUGAUCACCUAAGUGAUUACUUUUACUAAGGUUUUUGAUAAACACAAUGCAUUUAAAUUAUUUUGAAAUAAUAUUUAAUAAGUAGGUAUCUUGGUACAAACUGCCAUCGACAGAACCAUUGAUGUUAAUGAUUCUCACCUAUUUUAUCAAUUUAAUUUUUAGUUAAAAAUGUGUGUACAUAUCAUAAUAAACCUAAUACAUUUCUCUUCUUGUUUAGAGUAAAAAAAAAAAUAAAAGCAUUACAAAUUUCAAAUAUCCAUGCAUAUUUAAAAAAAACAUGUAAAUUGAAUUUCAAAGUAAAUUAUUUCUAAAAGGAGUUGUGAAUCCUAAAACUUUAAUUGUAAUAUUGAAAUAUUGGUUGUCAGUGAUAACACACAAGUUAAAACUCAAGUUAUGAUAAUAAUAAAAAAAAAAAAAUGCUUCUUUUUUUCAUAUAGGUAAACUUAAUAUUAUUAUAUAGCUAAAACUUAAUCAUAGGGACACAUAACAUAAUUUUAAUAAAAAAAAAAAAUGUCCUAUGAUAAUGAGACGGAUAUAGCCACUGUUAUAGGUAAUUUAAUGUAUAUCUGUAAUCAACGAUAAACCAUUGGUAACAAAAAAACGAUUCGAAGCUAAGUUCAGUUGAUAGUGAUGCUUUGUUAACAAUAUAUAUAUAUGUUAUAUAUGGUAAAGUAAUUAAAUAAGAAUUAUAUAUUUCAUGUUUUUCCCGGAUUAUUAAAUUUGUCAAGAAAACUCUUAGAAAAAUCGAAAAAUAACCUCCUUAAAGUACUUUCCCUGUCAGAUUUACUUUUAGAAAAAGUGCUAUCAUUGUAAAUCGAAGCAAAAUUGCUGGUAGAAAAAUUGUACACAGAAAGAAAAAGGCUAUAAUAUUUUUUUACUAAUACUUACAUUUCGUACAUUUUCCGUUGUUCUGAAAUUUUAUCCAGGUUUGUCCUAGUUUUUAUGAAAAUCGAUUGAAAAAACACAAAAAUGACUCCCUAAACCAUGGAGAUAAAAUUUCCUGUCAGAAAAUAGACUACAUUUGAUUCAUGGGAGCAAGAUUUCUGGUAGAAAAAUUUGCACAACAAAUCGAGGGGUAUUUUUUGAUUAAAAUCCGAACGAGCGAUAGCUAGGUUUCUGGGUACACUUAAAAUGCAUUUGAUUUUUCCCUAUUUAAGUAAAACGGAAAAAAAUUGUAAACAAUUUCUUUUCAAAAUCCGGAUUUGAGAACCCGAGAACCCUAGUAUGACAAUACGUACUCAUGACCAUUCGACUACAACAAACGUAUAGUAGACAAUAUAGAGUUAUUUAACAUAAUCAUGUAUAAUCUGUAUAUCUGCACUAUAAAAAAUCUAUAAUUUCGAAACUUAGUCAGUUCGCUCAAUUCUGAAUUCAUCAUCCUUCUUAAAUCGGCAAUACACAUAUAUUUGAAAAAAAAAAAAUUGAAAAAUUCGAUUUUUUCCACAUAAUUUUUCAUUCAAACAAUUUUCGUCAAAAUUCAAUAUCGAAAUCCCUUUAUAAAAACAAAUACUUCAUUAAACUUAUUUUUUUUUUUUACUACAAAGUAAAACUUAAUGAACCUAUUAAAUUUUCUAACAUUUCUGUUAAGUCCAACAAUUUUACCACUGAGUAUUUACCGAAUAAAAAUUACGUACAACAUUCGUAAAAUUAAAAUGUCUAUAAUUAGCUUAAAAAUAGUUUAAAUUUUUUAAAAAUUUGACCACGUCCAGAAAAGGCAAAUAUAAAUUUUCUGUCAAAAUUUCAAGUCUCUACGAAUAUUUUAAACUGAAUUGCAACAAAUAACAAAAUUGAAAAAUAAUAAAAACAUUAAUUUCGUAUAUUUCCCGUUUUUCUUACGUUUUAUCCUGAUUUUUCCCAGAUAUUAUAAAAACCACUUGGAAAAUCAACUUCGUACCAUGUGCCAUUUGGACAACAUUUCCUUUCAGAAAACUGAUGUCGCGCGUACAUAUCAGAGCAAAAUGUAUGGUCGAAUUUUCGUACAUAGUAUAAAAAAAAAAAUAAACAUCUUAGUAAAACCAAUAUAUUCUUCCCUUCACUCAGAAUCUAAAAUAUGCAAAUAAAAAUGUAUUGUUGAAAAACAACACUAAUAUAAUAAUAUUGAUUGAUACGUGAUUUUACCACUAAAAGACAAAACCCUUAUUGAAUUUCAUUAUUUUAUAUUAUAUUAUGUUACUAAACAAAACUAAAAAAUAAAUUGUAUUAAAUAUUUUGUAUGGAAAAAAUUUGUAUAACUUGUGUUAAAAUUGUCAAUAAUUAAUAUUAAAAAUUUCUAAAUUUUAUAUCAAAUUGAAAAUCAAAUUUAAUUGUUGGUUAUUUAUUUAUUUAAUAGAGAUUAAGAUAAAAAUGAAGAUUACAAUGCGCAAAUUUCUACGUUUUCUUAAAUUGUACAUUGAAUUUACAUUUUUUAUUUUAAUUUAUUUUUCAAUCAAAUUGUAUUUACGCCGGAGUUAACAUUUAUAUUUUUAGUUGAUUUUAGUUAACCAACCAUAAAAUACUAGGUCUCGGAAAUAUAUCUGUAGUCGAGAUAACAGGAUUGUGCGCUCAAGGUAGUCGAGAUAACAGGAAAGUACCAAAAAAAUAAGCUUACAGAUCUAGUUACUGCUGGUUACUGCUUAGCCCCCCGUGUGUGUUAGAUUACCAAUAAUAAUUCUGGAAAUACCUGAAUUAAAUGAUAAGUAAUAUGUUAUAUUCACAGAUAUAUAAAACAAUUAGAUAGCCGACUUUGGUACUAUUCAAGGUUUAUAGAUAAUACUGGUUGCCUCAUAGCGCCAUAUAAAUAAAACCAAAAUCCCCCAUACCGCACUUUAUCUAGUGACGUCAUUUUAAUAUACAAUUGCCGGGAAAUAUAACGGCGUGCAUAGGAAUCGUAUACAAAUAUGAAAUAAAUAAACAAAUAACUUAUUAUGUGCGGAAUUGAAAUGUAUGCUUCGUCUUACAUAUUGUUUUUAAUUAUUUUUAUGCAUAAGUACAUACUUUUUUUAAACUAAAUAUGCCAUUUAUGUAGUUUGAUAGUAGACAAAAUCUUUAGAAUGAAAUCUGCCGAUAUGUACUGAGACAUAUUCAUGUUCAUUUUAGAUUUUGAGUGUAGUGAUAGUUAAAUUAAUUUUAAAUUGUCUAUAUAAAUAAUUUUUAAAUGUAUUUCAACAACUAAAAGACUUAUUAUUUUUCAUUAUUUAUCAAAUUUUUAUUUAAUAUUAUUAUAAAUCUAAACAUAAUAUAUUUAUUAUAGUAUAUUAUACAUUGUAUGCUCUAUACACUAUAUGUGUAUUAUACUUAUAUAAAUAUGAAAGUAUAAUACAAUAAUAAUAAUUUUACAUAUGCAUCGGUGAAAUGGUGAAAUGAAAAAAAAUGAAAAAAAAAAAAUCGGCCAUAAUUUUUUGUUUUACUAUAGUUAUUUAUGCAAGUAGCAAUAGCACAAUAUGACCCCCUUUUGACUUUAAUAUAUUUGAUUCCAUAUUCAUACAAAACGUACAAGCAAAUAAGAUAAAAAAAAUGAACAUUCAAAUAGUUGAUAAAGUAAAACAAAACGAAAUAUGAAAACUUUUACGUUGUACACUAUAUGGUAAUAGUUGUUAUUACAAUGACGUAAUAACGUUACAGUUCUCCCACUGGUAACCUGUAUUAUCUAUAAACCUUGGGUACUAUUAUUGUCGCCAACAAAAUGGCCGCCUUAUCUAAGAGGUGAAUGUUUUAUAGUAUUGAUAAGAAACGAUGUUAUAAUAUCCCAUGCCCUGUAAAAGGUUAAAUAUUAUGUACAUUGUAUACUGUACAGUAAAGUUCCCAAAUUACUUAUAUCAGUUUAAUUUGUAAACAUUCACCUCUUAGAUAACAAUUGACAACCAUUUUGUUGGCGACUAUCUUAUUGUUUUACAUAUCUAUGGUGGUAUCAAAAAAGAAAAACACUUUAAUACUCUGAAGUGCUGGGUAUAAGCGACCGGCCGCUAUUGAAAAUAUCCAAUUAUACUAAUUGCAUAAAUUAACUAAAAUAAACCGGUUACUACAAAGAAUGAAAAAUCUAUAAAUAAAAAUCUACUCCGUCUGUUAUCUUUUAUACGGUAGUGUAUUUAUAGGUUCUACUCUCUACACAUAUUAUUAUAAUAAUGACCUAAUAAUCUACUUACAACCCCCAACCGAUGACAACUGUAAAAAAUAACAUUGAUAGUAAUAAUGUAUUUAUUUAUAUUAGCAUACAAAUAAACAUUCAAUCAACAACAACAAUCAACUUGACUUGUUUAAAUAUAAAAUUAACUCUAGUUAACUAAAAGUUAAUUCUUUUGUAUUCCUCAAGUUAACAAUUAAGUUAAUAGUUCAAAAAAAAUGAAUUUAUUAAGUUAAACAAUUAAAUUAACUUACCUUUAACUUAGUAACUCGUUAAUGUCCAGCCUUGCUAACAACCAUAGUUCAAUAACUCUUCAAAUUGUGAGGUUAUUAAAUUCAUGAAACGAAAUUAGUGUGUUGGUAUGAAUCAAAUGAUGCACCUUUUAAAAAACGCUCCCUCCCUCUAGAAGUAAUUUAAUUUUGUGUUAUUUUUUUUUUAGUUUAUCACGUUCAUAAUCAUACUUUACAAAAAUGACUGGGAAAUACCUACCUUUUUUUAGUUAUACUUAGUAUUAAUUAGUAUUUCGUUUACGUAGGUACUAACACUAAUGAAGUUUUUGUUUUACUAAAAAUAAGUUUCUAUACAUGUAAACACCAUAAUAUUCAUACUAUACCUACAGUAUUCAAAUUAAAAUUGAUUAAAUGAUAUAGUUAAUAUUGGUACAAUUAUCCGAAAGUGUGUAUAUUUUUUGAGAAAAAUAAAAAUAAAUAUAAUAUAUUGUAUCUAAUGUAAGUUAUUAAGUUAUAAGUUACGAAAAUCAGCAAGGUCGUUUAAUGCUGUGUUGAUUUUUUCAUUUUGGUUUUGCAAAACUGCCCAUGCACGUAAAUAUAAUAUAUAUAUUAAAUAAACUAUGUACACACCUACGUAUAUAAUAUGCAUGUAAUGUCUGUUUACAAGGUCUUUUAGAAUAAUUCGUUCAUUCAGCAAAUUUCCAACUCUAUUUCCAAUGAACUUAUAUAGAUGUUGAUAUACACUUACAUUUAUAAUUGUAAAAUUAGGACAUUACCUACCCGUGUCAUGCUAUGUAAUUGCCGUUGUUUGCUUUAUUUUCGAGUACUGAGGUUAAAAAUUCGAGUCUACUUUACUCUAGUGCUAGUCGUUACACUACAAUUUUACGUUAUUGAUUAUUUUGUUUACAUCACAUUUAGAAAUAUUAUAAUAUUUUUUUCUUUAAAUUGUUUUAAUGUUGAAAAAUAAAUUUCAUAUAUACAUUACAUUUAAUAUAUGUGGGUUUCAAAUUGUAUAAUGUUGAAUUUUCAUUUUCUUAUAAAAAAUAAUUGUAUACCUGGCUAAUUAUUCUGCUAAUUAUUAUUUAUUUCAAGUGAAUACAUAUGUAAGUACAAAAAUGUGUAUGUAUGUACCUUUGAAAUUAUUGUUAUAGGCAGGUUAGGUGAAGUUAAAAUCAGUUUUUUUUUGUAUUGUGACUAUAGGUUUUAGUUCUAUGUAUAAUAAUUGUAUUGAUUUAUUUUUCUGAUAAUUAAAUUGUUAUUAAAAUCAUUUAUGCUAGUUGAAUAUCCACGAAAUACACUGUUGAUUAAUUAUUAUAUAGGUAUACAGCCUGUCAACAAUUAUCUUCAAAUAUUCCGUAUUUGAAUACCCAAUUAAAAACGUAUUAUUAGUUUAAGCUGCAAAGCUAAGGUACCUAUAGACGAUUAAUCAAAUCGUAAGUAAAGUUAUAGUCAAUAAUUGUGGGUAGGUGUUGAAUGUUCUCUUUUUAUAAUAACAUUGUGGUUGUAUCGACAAUCUACUGUUUUUAAAUUUAUUAUGUUACACAAUAAUUGGGUCAAUUGGAUAUUAUAUUCAGUUAAUCGGAUAAACGCCUUUUAAUUUAUGCGUGUGACCAAAAAUCGAUACCUAGGUAUAUAAACAGACUGUCGCAUUUUUACCUCAUAGAUUUUUUUAUUUUAAUUUUUGAUUAAUACUUAAUAUUGUAGAUAUUAAAAUAAAUAACUGUAGGUGCGUAAUAAUAUUAUACUUAAAUAAUGAAUUUGUACUAAGUGCAAAAUGGUUACUCGUAUUAAUAUGGCAUCAUUGUUUCUAUAUAACUGUAUCCAUUAGUGAAUUAUACAAUGUUGAAUCGGAUAUUGAAACCUUACUAUUUAUUUUUCAAAUCGAUAUUCGUGAAUUUAUUUUUGUAUUUUACCUACAUGUGUCACUAGUUCAAAAAACUGUGAUCGGAAUAAAAUUACUAUUAGGUAGAUACAUUUUGUAUGUACAAAUAAAAUUACCUACUUACCAAGCAAAUGUUUUUUUUUUUUUUUUUUUUUUUUUUUUUUUUUUUUUAAAUGUAUAUUCAGACGUGUUUUAAAUAAAUUAAAUAUUUUUAGGUAAUCAAAGCAAAAUUUGAAGAAUAUAUACAUAUUUAAUAUUUUGUUUAAUAAUAGUAUUUAAAUAGUUUAAAACAAUAUAUUUAAAUAGAUAUGUAUGAAUUUCUCGAACAUUUUUUUUCUCUUGAGUUGGGUUAUAAAUAAAUCAACGAAUCAAUUAGUUUCGAAGGUAUUCAAAUUUUAUAUAUAUAUACAUAUUUGUUGAACAUUUUUAAAAUCUUUUUAUUGUUUAUUUAUCUAUAAAAUAAAAAUAAUAAAAUUGUCAUAAUCUGAUGAUAUACCAAUAAUCGUGCCCUUCCCAUAUACAAGUUUUUGAAUGAAGACCUUGAAAUGUUAACAGCACACGAUAAUACGAACACCUAACGAUUACGUUUUACUUUGAUAAAAUGUCUAAUCUUAAAAACGACAAAUUCUACAUUAUAAAAUAAAAUACAUUUAUCUAGUGAAUUCAUUAAGACGUGCGAGAUCUAUGUAUAGUUAUAGUUCAAGUGAUCAAAGCAAAGGAUUAUAAUAAUUAUUUAAAUAAUUUAACUACCGCCUGAGAAAUUGUUAUCUCAAGAGGACGCUAUACCCGUAUCUUAGUCCAACUACUUAGCAACAUGCAAAACCAAUGCUUACGCAGAAUAAGUAAAACUAGUUUAAAUUUGAUUUUAGAGUAAAAGUACUUAUUAUGAAAUUUAUAGGGAAGAAUAUGUUGGAAGGAACCUCAUCGAGUUUUCACAUUUUUCUAAAUAAAUAUACAGCUCGAUUUAAAAGGCACAAACACCUAUAUUUUUUUUACUUUUUAAAUAACUGUAACUUUUUAAUAGUUUGUAAGUUUGUGCUGUUAGUUUUAAUGUUAGAAUAAAUUGACCUAUUAUCAAACUAUUAUCGUUUUUUUUUUUUCCAAGACAUGAAAAAUGUGUGAAAUAUUACGAUUUAACGAUAUUUAUAACUCGAUAACCAAAAAAAAAAAAAAACAUAAAAACGACGAUACGGCACAGAUAAUGUCAGAGGAUAAAUCAGUGUACACAUGUUUGGUAAUCAUGGAAAUCAUUGGUGAUGAUUUUAUAGGAAAUUUUCAUAGUAUUUGGGAAAAUCUUGAUAUUUUGGAAUCUGGUGUACACAGUAUUAAUCUGUAUUAAUCAUUGAUUUACCCUCUGGAUAAUGUUCUUGUUUUCAAGUUUGAUAAAAGGCCAAUUCUUUCUUAUAUUAAAACUAUCAGCAUAGAGUUGUCCGUACUUAACGAAAAUUUUCUGUUGCGGGAUUAUUUAACGGAGACAUGGUAUAUAUUAUGGCAUAGUAGCGUCAUUUGCACUCCACAAGGUAUACAUUUGCGUAUUUUAAAUCUAUUAUUUAUAUCAAGUAAUUUUGCCCGUUAUAAAUUGUUUGAAUAAUAGAUAUUGUUACUUGCUGCUUUACAUAUUUGAUUUUUAAAUUAAUAUUUUCUUCUUUUGAUUUGAAACAAAAAAACAUGAUUAGGACAUUACACGGUUAUUUAUAAUCCUGAUGAUUCUCAUAUUAGUUUAUUAGCAAAUUUUUAAUAUUUUAUUAGAUAGUUUAAUACAUUUUUUGAAAAAUAUGUCGAUAAUUUUAUUUCUGUUGUGUUUGAAAAUUCUAGACAGGUUUUAUGGCCUGCAUAAAUAUACGCAUAUUAAAUAAUAAAUUGAAAUGACGCCACUGAUAUGGCGUUUUUCGAACAGGUAUAUGGAAGAAUGUAAAGCUAACAGACAAACUUUACUUAGAUUAACGCGUUUUGGUUAAAACUGUAGAGUUUAAGAAAUGGUUUUCGUUAGGGUUUAUUAAAUAAACUUAGAAUUUACCAAAUUAGUUGUAAGCUGUAAUUGACGUGAUAUUACUAUUUUAAUAUUUGUAUGUUAAAUUUUAACAUAUGAAAAACAAUCAUCAAUCUUUAUAUAUUACCUGUCGAGCUAUAUAGGUAUUUUAAUUAUCAAAUCAUUUUUUAAAUGCAGCGAACAUAUUUUCGUUUUUUGCGAACUAAUUUAAUAUAAUAUUAUUUCAAUGAUUUUGUUUUAAACACCUAAUAUAUACUAGAUUGAAACUUUGAAUAUAAAUUUAAAUGUUAAAAUUAAAAAAAAAAAGUUUUUAGUCAACCGUCAAACCACCGUGGACUAAUAUAUAAAUUAUUAACAAAUAAUAAUACUUUCAUAUAAUACUCGUAAAUUAUUCGAAACUAAAACAAGAACACGCAUUGCUAACUUUCCUUAGUUUUUUUUUAAUAACUGUAUUUAAAAAAAAAAUUAAAUUUAUGCUACCGAGUUUAAAGUUGAUAAUAUAUUUAAAUGUAGAUGUUCAAGGUAUAUAUAAACUAAAAUGCAUUUCAAUUUAAGUAUUUAUAUUUUAUAUUUACAUUAUUUUUUAUUGUUUUUUAGGUUUUCCUAACCAAACUUUCAAAAAUAAAAUCCCUGUACAAUUUCGUCUGUCGUUAUUGCACAGGUUUAUAAAUAAUAACUCCGCCAUUUUCUGAUCGAUUGUAAUGGAAUUUUACAUGCUGAUGGUGUUUUAUAUACAACCCCGCAUAAUUUUGAAGCCAACAAAUAAAAAUAAAUAAGUCAGUUGUAGUUUGAGGAAAAAAAAACUGAGGAAUGAACAUUUUUUUUUCACGUACUCCAUCUUGCGGAUUGUCGUUGGAUUUGGUUUUUGUAUAUGCAUUAAAGGUUCUGUUGUGAAAUUUUUUGUGCGGAUAAAUAUUUCGUGGCAUAUAAAUUUCUUAGGUCGAUAGUAAUAUGUAACUUUUCUACCUCUAAUUUGCCAACCACGUUAAUUAAAAAUUCAAGAAAGUAGCACUUAAUAAUUACUUAAUGUUUUUACCGAAAAUAGUCUAGAAUAAAAUAUUUUGUUACUUAUAGGUUUACUUACCUACUACCUAGUUAUGUAAAUAUUGAAUAAAAUAUAUUAUAAUACUAUGCAUAUAUACUAUAGGACAUAUUUUUGUGUACGAUACGCACUCGGCAUGUUUUCAAAACUAUAAUAUAAUAGGGGUCUGGUUUUUCUUUUUGUUAAGUUUGUAUGCGCUACACUUCGCUAUAUAAUGUAGUUCGUUGCAUAUGCCUUAGAGAUAAAAAUAACAAAUUUCCAUACGGAGUAUGUUACCUUCUAUUGUCUAAAUUUAAAUUAAUUCAAUAUUCCUACAAAAUCGAUUGAACCCUCGAGUAAUAUAAUACUUAAAAAAUAUUCAUAUUGUAAUCAUAUUAUGAACCGCAUGGGGUCUAAAUUAUUGUUACUCUUCUUUUUCUUCUUUUACAUCCUAAUAAUCCCACGCAAGCAGUGACGGAUUUACUAGGGGGGAUCCAGGGGGUCUGGACCCCCAGACAACGAUAUAGUUUCAAUAAAAUGUCGUCAAAAAAAAAAAGGCAUCUAUUAAUAGAGAUACCUUUUAAAUACCUACGAUUUUUCAGGACCCCUCCCAGAAAAAUGUUAAAAAUCCGCCACUGCACGCAAGAAAGGUCAGUUACUCUUGCAUUCUCGUUCACAUCUCCCUAUCAGUGAGUUAUUUAAGAAGAGAAAUUUUAAGGAGAUACAUCUUCCCCUUGAUCAUUUUUUAGUAGAUAAUAUUUAUUUGACUACCUAUCUUUAAAUUUGAAUUUCUUCACUUUUGGUCAGACAAAUUAAAAGUUGUUUAUGUUGGUACCUAUAGUUAAUAUAUUAAUAAUUCGAUAUAAAUUAUUUAUAUUCAAAAAUAAUAAUAAUACUAUCAUUUCUGAGUUCAUUUUCAAUGAAAGUACGUUUGCUUUUUCAUAUUUUCAUCGUGGUUGUAGAAUAGGAUGAUUCGAAAUUAUCUGCAAAUACUUGUCGGAUGUAAAACAUUUCAAAUCUAACCGAUUCUAUUCAAAAUAUUACCUAUAUAAUAAUGUAUACGUUUCCAGCUCCCUUAACAAUAACAGGAACAUAAAAUAUGAACGUGGUUGUUUUUUUCUAAUUAGUGUUUAAUGAAGUAUUUUUAAUAUAUUUUAUUGGAAUAUUGAGUAAACAAUAUUUCAUCAUAAUAUAACAUAGAAAGAUUAUUGUACCAUUGGGUUUGAUAACUGUUAACACAAAAACUUUUUUAUAAUAAAUAAUAAAUUACUGAUCAAUAUCGACUUAACCACCUGUUGCAAUAAUUUCCAAAUAAUUGUAUUUGUUUUGAAGUUUUAUCAUGAAAGGCAACAUAAUCACAAUAAUUAUUAUCUUAUUAUUAUUAUAAUCGGUCAAUUUUUUUUUCAAUGUUUACACCGACAGCAAUAGAGAAAUAAUCAGUCUCUUGUUGAGUGUGAUUGAGUUUGUGCAUUUAAAACAAAUUUUUACUAAACUAAUAAACUCUAUCUUAGUAUUAUAAAAAUGUAUUUUUUUCUCGAAAAACACAUUAAUGCUUAUUAACAAUGCUCAGAUUUUAUCAUGUUAUACUUUAAAAAAUGUGGUUUAUUUGCCUAAUGGUGUUUUGUUUGUAACAUUUAUUGACAUUUUUAAUAGUUCACCCCCGGGUCCUUUUUAUUUUGUUGAUAACAGAGUUUCCUUGGUAACGAGGGAAAAAAACAACUUAUACUAUUCCGCCCAAAAUCGUUUUUUCGUUUGAAGUAGUUUAUCAUUGCGUACAGAUAAAAAUUAAAUAACUAUGCAUCAUAAUAUCCAAACUUUCUGUCUACAACAAUAAAACAUCUGUCCGCAGUGUCAGGUCUUUUAGAUUCUAAUUUAGGCGAGAAAUAUAUUGGUUUUAGAACGCUGUUUUUUAUUAUUAUUUUUUUCUGUGAACAUUUUUGCUACCAGAAAUCUUGCUACGAUUUUCAAGUGUAGUAGUUUUACUAUAAUUAAAUUUUAUCUGAAUGGUACUUUAGCCUGGUCUUUUUUUGAUUUUUCAAGUGGUUAUAUAAAAAUUGGAGAAAAACGCAAGGAAACUAAAAAAUUAAAGAAAUUAUUAUUUUCAAUUUUGUUUUUUGUUGUAAUUUACUUUAAAAUAUUAGUAAAGAGUUGACAAUUUGACAGAAAACUUAUAUUUGACUUUUAAGGACGUGGUAAAAUUUUCAAAAAUGUUAAGCCAUUUUUGAGCUAUUUAUAGACAUUUAAAUUUUUCGAUUUUUUUUUUACGUAAUUUUUAUUCGGUAGGUACUUUGUAGAUAAAGUUGUUAGACCAGAUAGAAAUACUUGAAUUUUUUAUAGUGGUAAGAAUUUUAGUAUAAAAUUUUAAUGAAAAUCGCAAAUAUUAUAGCCUUAAUAAAUAUUUAUAACCGAACUUUACUCACAAUCGGUUUUUCAUUAGCAAAGAUUAACCGUUUUGUAUAGAUAUACAUUAAAUUUACCUCUAUAUCCUACCUCUCUAAUUUUUUACUUACCACAGUGAUGGGGUCUUCGAAUGGAGAACCGUCCUCUCAUCUUGUAAGUAUCUUUUUUGUUAUACCUACUGGUUGUAGUGUCUAAAUUCAUUGGCAUAUAAGAGGGAUUAAUAAUUAUUUAUGUAACAUAUCGUCAUAUUAUACAAUUUAUACUAAUUAUAUUUUAAUGCCCAAAAAAGUGGUACACAGUUUUGGGAAUAUCGUGUACCUAAUCUUGCAGAUUUGGAAUACCGGUCAAGUGAUUCAAAAUCUAGAGGGGGGGGGGGGGUAAAAUGUAUUACUAUUUACUGUUAGUUGUAUUUUCAAUUAUAUUGACCUUUUUUGUUAAAUUGUUAACAUGACGUCAUACACCAAUAAUUCAGUAUAUAAAAAAACCGAAAAGAUAUCCCCCCCCUAAUAGUUAUCUGUGAUACGGGUAAAAACUACUGCACCGAAAAUAACUAAUCUAUCCAAAAUUACGAAAAAUGUCUAUUUAAUUUUAUCGCCGAUGUAUAUUGCACAUUAUAUUGACUCUACUUAGAUAAAAAAUAGUAACAGGUGUAUUUACAUAAUAUAAUUAUUAUAUUUGCGUACCUAUAAUUGAUAAAAUAUUAUGUAGGUAAAUAGAAAUUGAAAAAAAAAUAAUAGUUAUACACUCGAUUAUUAUUUGUUAGUAAUAAAAUGAUCAAUUAAUAUUAUCUGUCUAUUGUACAUGUUAUUAUAUUAUAAUAACUGAAGUUAAUAAAAUAUUGUUUUUGUUUUGUUGCAAAUAUAAAUAUUUGUUAACGGACGACAAAAGAAAUGUAUACAAUAAAUCGGUCCUCGUACUAGCUAUAUAAAAAAAAAAAAAAUUAAUAAUAAUAACCACGAUGAAAAUCGAAAAUAUAGCGUUUUCCCCUCUUUCAAAACGUUCGUUAUUAUAAUUAAAAAAUAUUGUACGUCAGGAAAUCGUCAACACAAUUGUAGGUACGAAUACCUAUGUAUACAGUGUACGCGAGCAGUACUAAUUGUUCACGUUACGUUUACGUCGUUUUCGAUGAAUUUUUUAUACUUAGGCAUGCAUGUAAAUGAAAAAAAAAAAAAAACUUUUACCUUUAGUAAUUGUAAAACGAGAAUACAACAGCUGUAAUGUACGCACGAUGCUUAUGCUUGGUAAUACAUGCCACUCGUUAUUAGUAUAGUUUAGUACGUGACACGUUGCAGACGUGGUUUUUCAGUCGUUGAAGUGCGUAUCUUACUAUAUAAUAUUAUAAUAACGUUGGUUUGUAUUUAUAUUGAUGUACUAUUAUUAUGAUAUUUUAUCGGCGUUUUUAUUUCGAAAAUCAAGAGUAUAGUAUAAUUUAUUAUUAUUAAUUUUUUUUUUCUAAGACAUGGUCUCUAUUCGUGUAACAGUUAUCCACGUUUAUAUCGAUUUUACAUACCAUAAAUCUGGGUCAAAUCGAACGAAUUUUAUCUAAUCCUACCCGUAGAUAAUAUUAUUAUAUACCUUGUUAAUAUAUUUAAUUUUCUAAUUUAUAUGUAUAUAUAUAUAGGUAAUUUUUUGCCUAAUUAUACUAUUGAAGUUAUUAUAAUAUUUGCACCGGGUCCGAAAUUAGUAAUAGUAAUUAGCCCAUAGGCUCCCAAAAAUUAGGGCCUCUACAGUUUUGUAAUUAUUUAACCCUAUAUAAAAGAACAUGUAUUUUAUUUAAAUUUACAGAUAUUAAACAUAUCUUAUACUAUGGAACGUUAUUAUUUUUAUUUUACGUAUUAUUGUACUACCUAACAUAUGGGUUAAUACUGAAAAAAAAUUAUAAGCGGUGUUCCAGAAUAGAAAAAUGAACAAAGAAGUAAAAAAUUGUUUUCCUUGCGUUGAAAUAGUUCUUUGCAUUUAUCUCGGUAUUGUGAUUACAAACUUCAAUAGUAUAAGAUCAUUUUUUUUUUCAUUGCAAAACACAAAAUAGAUUGCAAAUCAACUUGCAUAAAUGAGCAAGCUGUCAUAUAUUUAAAAAAUUGAAUUGAUGAUCUUGUGAAAAUAAAAUCAAUAACACACUAAUUUAUAUUCUAUAUAUUAUGACUCUUGUUUAUUUAUUUGGGAAAAUGUUACCCUCACAAUAUAUUUUGCUAAAAGGCUACCAUAUUAUAGCUAAGUUUGCCCCCAAUUUUCAUCUAUGUAAACUAGGGUUUUAUUUAAAAAAAUAUAUAUGUUUAGUCACUUCCUUUAAAAUACAUAACUUUAAUCUAUUCAAAUAUUCAUAGGUUUUUAAAACAUUGUUUUUCUCAAAUACCAUUGAUUUGUAAUAAAAAUUAAGUUACAAAUGGACAAUUUUCUAAACAAAAUUAUCUACCUAUAUAACAUAUGUACAGACAAUAAUUUUUAAUAAUACUAAAUAACAACUAGGAAAACAUUUUUUUUUUUUUAAUUUCGAAUUUCUAGAAAUUUGUAUUUGAUAAAUUAAAUAGGUAUCUGGAUGGGUUCAUACAAUUAUAUACUGUUUUUUUGUUUAAUUUGAUUUAUGGUUUAUAUAAUGGUAUAUAAAUUAUGUUAGGUAAGCUAUUUGAUUCUUUAUCAGCAGACAUUAGAUUUUAUUUCAAAACAAUAGCUUUAAAACCGACAUAAAUUUUUAUAAAUAAUACAAUGAUAAUAAAUGAUUAUUAUAAAUAAUAAUUUUUAUACAAUGUACUGCAGGUAACAAAAACAAUCCGAUUAAAAAAAACUCUUUGGAAUAAAAAAAUAAAAGAAUACUAGAAUUCUAGGAUUUUAAUUACUAUUGAAAAAAAUCUAUUUAAUAUAAAACAAUUAAGUGUCAAAACUGAAAAUUCUCUACAAUUUUUUGAUAGUAAAAAAAAAUACUAAUAUCUUGAUGAUAUUUUGAUAAAAAAUAUUUUACUAUUUUAGAAAUUUGGCUGGGUUUUUUUUUUAAUAUUGGUAUUUUUGUAUUUUUUUUUAUCUGCAGACUUAUAAAUUAUUUUAUUGAUACUGAGAUUACAAAAUGUUCAAAUCAUAAUUUGUGUACCUAUUAUACAUUAACUAUCCUACUUCUUUUAGAACUUUGAUUAAUGUUAAAAUAUUUUUGAUAAUCAAUUUCAAUUAUUUGCGAAAGAUUAUAAUUUUUAUUGUAUGGCUGUUACAAUUUCAACAUAACUUAACUUUUGAUUAAUCAAUGCUCCAAAACUAUAUGUAUUAUUAUAAAAUAAAAUCUCAUAGAUUAUUUAAUUUAAACCAAUACAUGGUAUACAAUUCAAAAUUAUAUAUAUAUAAUAAUAGAAAAUUUCAUUUUCAAUUUGAAUUUUGAUACAAACAAACUACCUUAUAAUAAUAAUAAUAAUAAUAAAAAAAACAACAACUUUUGUAAAACUAUUGCAUUCGUUUUUCGAUAUCGUAUUAACUGAAGGAACUUUAUUCUUUUAGAUUCUGAGUGUAACGAGAAAUGUACCUAUUGGUUUUCUUAUGAUGUGUUUGUAAAUAACUUUUCAACCAUAAAUAUCCGAUUAUCAUAGAAUAUAUAAUAUAUAUAAAAUAUAUACGUAUUUAUAGUUAAAUUUUACUGACAACCAUAAAAAUAAUGACACUUCAAAACAUGUUUUAAUCGAAGAAAAACGUUUCCAACUAUUUUUUAAAGAAAUGAAAAUUAUGGUUAUUGUUGUUCUUUGACUCGUUUAUUUUAACAAUAAUUUUGUCUUAAAUUUAAAACAAGCAAAAACUAAUUAAUUUUUCAACUGGAACGUGACGCUCACACAUACUUUCUUCGAAACCGAAUGCUAUUUAAACUAUUUUUUUUAAUAACAAGUUAUAUUAAUUACUAAGUUUAACAUACCUAUUUUAUGAGAUUAUUUCUAGAAAUCACUGAAUAAAAAUUCACGCCCUAAAUCGUUUGAAUUUCUUAAUUUCAACUACCUAUGGCAUUUUAUUACAUUUCUUAUGAAUAAAGCUUAACAAUAUAUUAUUUUUUAAAUUAAGUUACCUAUCGUGGAAACAAGCGUCUAGGAAGGGAAAAUGCCGAAUGGCUGCAAGAUGGUGGUCUUUAGCUGUCGAUGCUGUUAUUAUAUCAAACAUUAUUUACUGUUAUAUAUUCAUACUAUGUAUACAGUAUAUAUUUUGGAAUAUAUUGAAUACAAUAUGUUCUACUGUUCUACAUUUACCAUCGUAUAAGAAUUUAAAAUGGACUAUUACUAUUUUAUAAUAUUAAUUUCAACAAUUGUAUAAUGCUUUAAUUAAUUUUAUUAAUAUUAUUAAUAUUUUUUCAAUUGUUACAAUAUAUAUUAUGAAAAACGAAGACUUCUUAAUUUUAUGCAUUUUAGUUCUAGAAAAUAUAGGAUAAAAAAUCUUUUAUAAAAUAAUUAAAAUUUGUAUUCUGUGCUUGACUCAAACAAAUUUAUUAAAUAUAUUGCUAUAACAUAUUUAAUUUUUCACAAUUCCAAAAAUGAUCUGUAUUUGGACAUUAAUUAUGUAUGUAAUGAAUAAAUUAUAAAUAUUAAAAAUAUAAUAUUAAUAAAUAGUGCAUAAAAUAUAAAUAUAUAGAACAAUAAUUUUUCAGAUCUGUAGCUCCAAUAACCGACAGCAUCCAAUCAUCUUUUUUUUUUAAUAUAUUCAAAAAAAAAAAAAAAUAUAUAUAUAUAUGUAAGAGUGUUUCAUUAAGAACAUCGGAUUUAAUUUUGUUAUUACUUAAUCAAAAAAAUUGUAUGAAUAUGUAGUAUACCUGCUCCGAUUUAUGUAUUGAAUAUAAUAUCUAGCAUAUUUCCACUGGCAUGCUAUCUAUAUGGAAUGCUUCAGUUCUGGCGACAAAUUUGCCUAUUAGUCGCUGAUAUAUAUCCUUGUCCAGUUCACCAAUAACAUGACGAUUUUCAUCCUUAAGUUCUUUGAUGGUUCGUGGUUUAUUUUCAUAGACGUAAGCUUUAACGUAACUCCAAAGAAAAAAUUAAAUUGAGUUAAGUCACACGACCUGGGAGGCCAGUUCUGAUCAUCACAUCGUGUAAUAAGUCGAUUCUCAAAUUGUUCACGCAAUAACAUGAUUGUGGUACGGGCACCGUAUGUCCUGCUGGAACCAAAUACCACAUAAAUCUACUGGAUUUCUUUCUUUGGGGUUACGUUAAAGCUCAUAUUUAUGAAAAUAAACCGCGAACUAUCGAAGAACUUAAGGAUGAAAUUCGUCGUGUUAUUGGUGAACUAGACAAGGAUAUGUCCGCAUAGGCAAUUUCGUUGUCAGAGCUUAAGUUUGCCAGCGAAGCAGAGGUGGACAUAUGCCAGAUAUUAUAUUCCAUACAUAAAUCGGAGUGUGUAUACUACAUGUUCAUAUAAUUUUUUUGUUCUUAAUAUUUUAUAUAUUUUAAUAUAUUAAUAUACUUAAUAUAUUUUUUUAAUAAAGUAAUAACAAAAUUAAAUCUGCCGUUAUUAAUGAAAGAAACACUUUAAAUUAACAAUAUUUACACGUUUCCAUUUCCUUAUCCAUUAAUAAUAUUGAUAUUUGAUAAUCUCAUGAUAUAAUACUGGUAAAUGUUUGUGGAGAUAAGAGAUAAGAUGAUAAAAAUAUAAUAAGAGCAUGAGACUGCCAUAUUGCAACUAUUCAGCGUUUUCCCUCCCUAGACGCUUGUACCGUAAAUGGCGAUAAUACAUAGUUAUAGUACCUAUCCUUUAUAAUUUUGACACAGUAUAUUUUGACUUCAUGUAGGUUGAUAAAUUGUAUUGGUUUUUUUUAUAGAAAGCAUACUUUGAUCCGAAAAUAAAUAGAAAACAAAUAAAAUUAGUUACUUUUAUGACAAAGCUAUAAAUAUUACUAAAAUCAUAUUUUUCACUCAAAGGACCCGGUGCCAGUUUUCCAAGUUUUGUAAAAUUUGAAAUUUUUUUUUACAAUUUUAAUGAUAAGUCUUGUCCACUUAUCUACUGCCCGAUACUUGUUUAAAUGAAAACUGUAUGACCUUUUUCAGCAUAUUUUCCAACUUUUUUCUUUUCUUAAUUGUUAAACAAUAUUAAACUACAGAACGUAUUGAACUUCGAUUUUUCAUUUGAGUUAAAAAUUAACCUUUUUUAAAGACGUAUUAUAUUUUGAUCUGUAGAAUACCUAUUUUUCCAACGAACAAAUAAUAAUCAUGGAAAUCGGACUACAAAGACAUACGAUUUCUUUUUCUCGUAAAACAUAUCUUUGAGCCAAAAAACGCGCUGGCACCGCGCUCCAGAAUUAAAGAUACAUAAUAAUUAUUGGAAUCUAAAUCAUUUUAUAAUAAAAUGCAUAUUAUCCAUAGGUAAAUUUGUAUAAUAUGUAUUAUAUUGUACUACAACACUUGAUAACGCGUGUUUAUUAAAUUGAUAUAAUGUGACAAAUUAUAAUAUGUCCUUCCUUUUCUAUUACAGAAUAAAAUACAUGUUUCAAAUGGUAAACUAAUAAUAAUAAUUUUAUUUGUAAUUUUAUAUAUUAUUAUUUAGAGUGUACGUUUGAAAUAGUUAUGCACGGCAAUUCCGCGUACUACGGACCGUUUUUUACCGGAUAUAAAAGCCAUAAUAAUAAAGAUUUUUAAUUUAUCAUUAUAUCGUUGAAAAUGAUGUUAUUAUCAUGUUUGAAAAUUGUUCGUCUCAUCAAAAUUGUAAUUGCGGUAAACGAAGUGCUUCUGUCAUCGGAAAAUUAACCAAAGUGUUCGGUCACAGAAAAACAUAUCAGGUUCAAAAAGUCCAACAGCUUAACGAAGUAUUGCUGACAGAACUCGUUGAGGUACUUAAACAAUAAUUAUUGUGUUUGUGCAACAUUAUUAUCAGGUUUGUUAUGUUUGAAACAUCAAAAAAAAAAGGUUGGUUUUGUUGUUAACAUUAAUUAAAAGCGUGUGUUUAAAAGAAUAUUUUUAGUAAAUUUUAAAUAAAAGUAAUCUAUGGAUUUUUUUUUAUUUACGGAACAGUCCUUUUACCCAUUUUUUUGAAAAUCGACAAUUUCAGUGAUAGUAUCAAAAAAAAAAAAAAAAAUUGGGCAAUUGUUUUAGACAAUACUCCAUAACUGAAAAUAAGCACGACCCCCCAAAUUUUGAUUGCACCACUGUUCUCAGUGUCAAAACUACAUAUCUAUGAAUAGAAAAUAACUUUUUAAAAAUAGGUGUGCCGUAAAGAAGAUCUAAUCUAUAUAAAUAUUUACAAAAAUACUAAUAAUUACAUAAUUGCAUGUUGACUGAUGAGCGAAACUAUCUAUCUAUUGCUAAAAGUAUAGAAUCUUUUCAUUAUAUUUAAAAUAAAAUGCAUUCGUACCACAAUAAAUAAUUAAUUUAGUUAUUCUAGAUUUUUUUAAAAUAAUAUAAAGUAAAAACAAUUAUGGUACUUAUGAGAUUACGUCAUUAUGGUUGACAGUGUUAAACAAAAGAUCGAAUUCGGAAUGUACUUUAAAUUUUAAUGUUCAAUAGGUAUCCUGAAUUUAAUACCGAAUACUAAAAAUUUAAGAAAUUCUUAGUUAAAACUGUUCAACAUUGAUUAACAAAAUUUCUUUUAAAAACCAUUAUCUAUUUGAUUAUUAUAAUUUAUAGGCCUUCACUAAAAAGAUUGUUUUCAAAAAUAUAUUUUUGAAAACCGUUUAAAAUUGUUUUUAACGUUUUAAAGGUUUUUUUUAUUCUUUUUAUGUGUUUUUUUUUCAACUCUGAUUAUUAUACUAUAAUAAUAUGAAUAAACUUAUUUCACCCCGUUAGAAACGGUUGGCUGCAAUUGUGUUUUCGGUGGUGGGUCCAGGGACACGUGCCUCCAUGUCAAUGAAUUACUGUUUUAUAUUAAUUUAAUGUAUAAUUUAAUGAAAAUAUAAAUAAAAUGCCCGGCUGUGUGUUUAUAUCUAUUAAUUAUACUUGUCACAAUAAUAAUAUGUGAAUAUUUAAAUAUAUAUAUUUGUACUCUUCGCAAUGAUUAAAUCAUAUUCAUCAAUCCUGUCACAUAUUGACACAGCGUUACACAUUUCAUAAAACGCUAACAUUUCGUAGGUAUCGUACAUAUUACCUAUAUAGAAGUGAAAAACGCAUUUUCGUUCGUUUUGUGUUGAGCUUUUAGCCAGUAAAUACCUCUUGUAUUAAAGGUGUAUUUUAAAAUAUCAAAAAAAAAAAAGACUAAAUUGUUGUCAAUAUACUAUACAGUAUGUAAUCCUUAGUUGGAAACAUCCUUUAAUUGAACUCUGCACAAAUUAAAUGCAUUUGAAUUCUGCUUUGGGUGCCUAAUAAACUUUUUUUAUACACUUAUUAAACUAAUUAAAUUACUUUCAUAACAUUUAAUUUCGGUCAUGCGUAUAACAACUUUUUUUUAAACAGAACCUCCCCCCUCUUUUAGGGCAAUUAUUUUUACUUUGGGUAGAUGAACGGAAUACCUCAACUAAUUUUUGAGAAUUUGUUGUGUACUAUUUGUUUGAAGUGAAACGCAUUUGAGACAGUUAGAUAUAUAAAUUAAAUAUUUAGUGAAAUUUAUGGUCUCUACAUUUAUUCUUCAUUGAAUAAACAAAAUUGAAUAUAUAGUAACAAGAACCCUUACCUACCAAAACAGUUAAAAGUUCCCCCUAUGGUUUUUAUUUUGGUUUUCCCCAUAAUCAAGAAUAUUACAAAGAAAGUAAAAAAGAACCUUCCUCAUUUUACUAACGGAACAAAAUAUUUAUUUUAAUGUUCCACCUCUAAAAUCAAUAUACUGAUCAAGAUUUGGAAAAGUUGUAGAAAAGUUGUUCACAUACAGAAAAAAUAACAAAAACACAUGCCAUAGUAAUUAUCAUAGUAGAAUCUAAAAUAAAUAUUAUUUAUGAAAUUUAGCCUUCAGGAGUACUAUUAGUGUUUGUUUUCAAAAAUGAUUAAUAACUGAAUGAUUUGUGGGGGGGAGGGCAAAGUUCUGGUUAGGUGUAGUUGAAUUAUUACGCAGGACACUAAUUUUGUUUAGUCAUGAAUUUUUCCAAUUAAAGUACUGCCUAUGUAUUUUUAAUUUUAGAACAAAUUUACUAUAUCUACCUCGGUUUUCAGUUUUGUUUAUUUUUCUUUAUAAAGACAUUAUUUUCAACACUAAUUUUAAAAAAUAAUGAUUUGUUUUAAAAAAAUCAAUAUUAAAGAAAUUUUGACAAUUUAUAGUUCUACCAGGAACACAGAUAUGAUAAAAAUUUAUUACAAAUACCAGCAAUGGCACUACUACUGACUUAGGUAAAAAUUCUGGGGGAUUUAUAGUCUCAAAAAUAUGUAUUUGCCUAAAUUUGACAAUAUAAUAUUGUAUUACAUUAUUGUAGUCUUAAAACAAAUACAAAUAAUUAUUAUAAAAUAUUAAUAUCUAACUAUAUUCGUUGUAAUUGGGGGGGAUUCUAUUUGGAAAACUGGAAGAACUAAGCUCCCCCAAGUCCCCCUAGUUGUGCCUAUGAAUACUAAGUACUAUACAUUAGAAAAAAUGUUUAAAACUUAGAUUAAUAUUUCAAGGCAGAUAUAAAAAAAAAGGACAAUAAUGGAUGAGGGAAAUUUAGAUCUUCAAUAGUCAUAGUCAACCAUAUAUCAUAAUAAUAAAUUGUUAUGCAUUUUGACAUGUUUACUAAUAUUACAGAUUAUUUUUGUCUCUAAUGCUGCUUUUUUGGCAUAAUAUUUUUAAUUUUUGCAAAACAUUAAAAAAAUUUGAAAAUUUUGAAGUCAUGGUAAAGUGCUUAUUAGCCAUAAUUUCUUCCUAAAGAAACUUAAUUAAUGAUUGUAAAAAUAAUAUAUAUAUAUUUAAAAAAAUAUAUGUUAAAUAUUGAUAACUAAAUAUUAUUUCCUGCCUAACAUUUCACAUUUCAUCUUAAAUUAAAUGGUUUUAAAAACUUUUUCAGAGAAAUUUAUUUAGUUUGGUGUGAAAAUAUUUGUUUACUUUUUAUUAAUAAAUUAUUAUAAAUCCCUUGUUUCUAUUAUUUCAAAUAAAUUAAAUACUAUAUUUUGUUACUAAUAUAUUUAAUUUUAUUCACAGAGUUCAAAUUCAUGGGUAACUGUGCACAGUUUGCAGUCUCAAAGCGAUGGUGGAAUUUUAGACCCAGAUGAUCGACUCAGAGAUGUUGCAGAUGAUAGAGAACAAAUUAUUGCACUCUAUGAUGAUGGUGAUAGUAUCAGCCCUCAUCAACAUGUUGUUGGUGAUGGAGCUAGUCACACAUCUAGUCCAGAUAUGUUUCAUGUAAGAGAACAAUAUGCAACAUAACUUAACCUUUCAUAAAAUCAAAGAAUUAGCCAUUCUAAAGCAUAAUUUAUUUUACAUUUCUACUUUUAUUUAAUGUUUAUUUUUAUUUUUGUAAGCAAAUCAAUAAAUUGAUUUUAUAUUUGUGUUUUAUGUACUUAAAAAUAAAUAGAGUCAAGAUGGUCUACAAACGGAUAUUGAAGUAACUAAUGAAUUAAUUGCUUCUGGUUUCCCAGCUUUACAUGUUCGUAGAGGUAGUGAACCAGCUCUUAAUCAACUACCCCUUGAAAAUGGUAAGUUAUUUCUAAUUAUAAAAUAUCUGUAUUGUGAAUUAUAUUAUACAGUAAACAUAUAUUUAUUUGUUUAUACAGCCAACAAUUUAGGAAAAAGAACUAGCAAUUUAAGGCCACCUGCGUCAGGCCAAUCUAAAAGAUGGUCAGCUGCACCAAUGAUCCAUGAUCCUAAAGAAAAGCUACGAACUGUAAUUAUUAAUAAAAAUAAUUAUCUUGAAAUAUACAAUUUUAUAAUUGUAUACUUGAAAAGCUUAUACUUACUAUAAUAAAUAAUUUUUAUUGAAGGGUGAUUACACAAAAAUCAAUGGGUUUGGUUUAUCUGAUAAAUGGCGUUGUUCAGAAGAAGAUGAAUAUCAAAUAGAAUUUUGUGAUGAUAAACCACCAAUUAGCAAUCAUUUCCUAGCUCCAUUUCAUCGUGACUCUCCAAACCGUUUAUCAAUGCAAUACUUAGGAGAAUCAUCUAGGUUAGUCUUUUUUGUACUAUUAUGAAUAAUUAUUUUGGUAAAAACUUGUAGUAUAUUAAGUGGUGAUCCAAUAUGACUUUUUUCUCAAUAUUUUAAAUUGAAAACCGUGAGUUGAUAUUGAAAUUAACUAAUGUAUCAGAAUAAAAAUCAUAUUUUUCCAUAAUUUAGAGACUUUUUUAAAAAAUAUUGUGUUACAUUAAAUCAAAAGAUGAUACAAUAACUAUAGUGGUUUAUUAUUUAAAAUUUAAAAUUUAAAUUGUUUUAUUUUUCAUUGUUUUACAAUGUAUUGAGAAUAGAACUAGAAAUGUAAUAAAAUAAAUGUUGAAGCGGUUCAUUUACAUAUUAUAUAAAAGUAUUUAAUUUAUUUUAAACUCAAAAUGUUAAAAAAUAAUUUAUAAUUAUACAAAAAAUAAUUUGAAACUUUAAUAAUGAAUAAAAUAGUAUAAUUUUCUUUAUUAAAAUAAUAUAACUUAAAACAUUUGAAACUUUAAUUAUAAUUUGAAGCAGAGGGAUAUUUUUUAAUACUUAAGCAAAUAUUUUUUAUUCAAAAACUUAUUCUGUGACUUUUUUUCAUCACAUAAUAUAUUUAUAACAUUUAACAAUUAACACUUUCAGUAAAAAAGGAAUCCUUAUUUAUUGAUAAAUAUAAAAUAAUUGUUUUUGUGCAAAUUAAACAAUUAUAAAUAGUUAAUCAAAAAAUAGUAUGUAUAAUAAAUUUAUUUUUAUUAUUUAUUGAAGGUAUAUUAAAAGAUUUUAAUUUUAUAAGACAUUUUCAAAAUCUUUAAUUACUAUUAUUACUCUAAUCUCUUAAAAUGUAUAAAUUAUUAUUUUUUUUCAUAUAUUUUUAGUGGUUUUAGGUGGGCAGAAUCAGCUGACCUGGCAAAUAAUCGAGCAUUAUCAUUAUCAUUACCACGUGACCAUAGAAGAAAGGAACCUUUAGGUCAAGCUAAUACUAACCCUUCUAGUCGUUUACUCGAACCACAAAAGUAUUAAUUUUAAUUUUAAAAUUUAAUCAAUUUUUGUAUUUGUUAACCUAUAUUAUAUAUAUUCAGCACUGAAUAUAUUGUUUUGAGCACUGGUGAUGGAACAUUAGGAAUUCAUGUUGUACCAGAUUAUGAUGACCUAGGCAAGGAACGUGGACUUUUAGUCCAAUUUAUCGAACCUGGUGGUCGAGUUCAUUGUGACGGCAGACUAAAAGUAUAUGAUCGAAUUGUAGAAAUAAAUGGUCGAUCAUUAUUAGGUCAAAAAUUUAAUGCGUAUGUUUUUGCUGUAAUGUAAACUCAAGAUAAAUUUUAAUAUAAUUUUACCUUUAUAGCUUACAAGAAAUAUUUAGGGAUUCAUUACAUUCAUCUGAGCUCAAACUUAGAGUAAUAAAACAUAAAAAUAAUAUGGAUGUUCAAAUUAGUCAAAAUAUGGCAGUUAGCAAUAAAAAACAUCCACCUCCACCAGUAUUCCCCAAACCAUCCACAAAUACAAGUACACCUUUCAGUAAUAAAGAAAAUGUAACUUCAGGAAUAUCCAAGGAAGAUAGAAAAUGUACUUAUUUAUUUAAUGUGUUUAUUUAAAUUAUAAAAUAAAAUAAAUUAUAAAUUAAAUAUUGUACAUGUUUUAUGUUACAGUAAAUUCAAAUACUAAAAUUGCAACAGUAUCGCCAACUAAAAAGCCAUCCACAGCUGCAGCUCAUACUGCUUCUAAUAUUUUAAUGGUAGCUAACACAAGAAAAAUAGGAAAAAAAAUUGAAUUAGAACUUACUAAAGGUCCUCAUGGACUUGGCUUUAGUAUAACAACAAGAGAUAAUCCAGCAGGUGGAAAUUGUCCAAUUUACAUAAAAAAUGUGUUAUCAAAAGUAUUGUUUAUAGAUUUUUAAAUUUAAAUAAUGUAUAAUUUAAUCAAAUCUUUAAUUUGUUUAGGGUGCAGCUGUUGAAGAUGGUAGAUUAAGACCAGGUGAUCGUUUAUUAGCAGUAAAUGGCACAGAACUUACUGGUAAAACACAAGCUGAAGCGGUUUCUGUUCUGAGAAAAGUUCCUUCUGGAGCAAAAGUCAAAAUUAUUGUUUCUAGACAAGAAGAUGUAAUCCAAGGAACACAGAAAUCUAAUCAGGUAAACAUUUUUGUCUAUCAAUAUUUUCUUUAUAAAAUAUUUUUUGUUUUGUUUUUCAGGAAUUAGAUGAUAAUUAUGAUCCAGAAAUAAUUAAUUCUGAAAAUGUAUCAAAAAAUUCAAAUAGUCCUAAUAUCGUCCAGGUAUAUUGAUUUACCAAUAAUGUAUUCAAUCACUUGUAAUUUAUGUUUACAUUUUACAUCUAAAAUUAAUUUGUAUAAUUUAUUAGGAAUACAUUAAAAGUUUAGAAGAAACACAAACAUUUCCUUGGAGACAUAAAGAAUUAUUGACUUUUGACAUUCCCGUCCAUGAUUCUGAGAAAGCUGGUCUAGGUGAAUAUUAUUUUUCAAGAUCUUUUAAGACUAGUUUUGUAUUUAAUUAUCAAUUUAUUUCAUUAUACUAAUAUAUAUGUGUAUAUAUUAUAUACAUAGGAAUUAGUGUUAAAGGAAAAACUUCAUCAACUAAUAAUUCAAAUGAUAAAGAUAUCUCACAAGAUUUAGGUAUAUUUAUUAAAAAUGUUAUCCACGGUGGAGCAGCUUCAAGGUAUAUAAUGUUUAUAUAUACAUAUAAAUGUGUCUGUUACAUAAUAUUAAACAGUAAAUUUGUUGGUAUGUGAACUUAAGGGAUGGUAGAUUACGCACAAAUGAUCAAUUAUUAUAUAUUAAUGGUAUUUCAUUGAUUGGUCAAAAUAAUACCACAGCAAUGGAAACUUUACGGAGAACCAUGUUGAAUGUUGAACCUAGCCCAACUCCUGGUACAAUAUCAUUAACUGUUGCUCGUCGACGUAGCAAUUCCCCAUCACUGAACAAAAGACAAAAUAGAGAUUCAUCAUCAAGUCUUACAGAUUCUUCUGGUAACUAAUUUAUUAUUAUUAUAAUUAAAUAAUACAUUUGUGUAUUUUUAUCUAUAAAUAUUUGUUCAUGUAGCCAACACUGAAACAUUUGGUCGAGGUGAAAUGAUAAAUGAUAGUAAUACUCAAAAUACUACAGACAAUUCUGGAACUAGUCAAAGCUCUGAUAACACUGUUAUUUUUAUGCAUCAACGACAAGGAUCAGAAAGUUCUAAACUUCAACCAACUGUUGCUACUUCUCCAGGUUAAUUGAAUGAAAAUAACCUUAAUCAUAUUAUUAUAUUACUGUAUUAUAGAUUAAUAUAUACUGAUUGUUUUGUUAUUUUACAUUUAAGAUGGAAUUACAAUUCGUAACCCAGUGUUGGAAAGAUUGACUGGUCAUACUAAUCGUUUAAAUGCAUUACGCAAUGAAAGUUAUUAUAAGGCUACACAUCAAACAACAAUUAUGAUGAAAGAAGAUGAGCAACUCAAUAGCCCUACUGUAAAUCAAUCAUCUGAUGAAUUGUUAAUUAUCGAAGAAGAUCCUCCAUUUUAUAAUAAUACCAAGUAUGGUGUUUAAUUAUAUUUAUUAUUUAUUUGUACACAACAUAUAUGACAUAUUCAUUUGUUUAGUAGGAAAAAAAUAGAGGAGGAUAGCAUACCAGUAUCCCUUCCACAAACAAGAACUGGAUCUACCAGUACAGAUGUUACUUAUGCUAGCCAGUAUGUCUCCUCAUCAUUUUUUUUUUUUUUUUAUAUAAAUAUAAAACCUUAGACCAUAUACGAGGGCGUAUCCAAAAGAAACCGAACUGAUGUUGUGUGGGACAGAGUUUUAGUAGUACCGAUUUUUUUCCUGUAGGGGCAUAUAAAUAUACUUCUCAACAUUCAAUAUGCAAAUAUGUCAUUGUGGAAGGUUGUGUUACGUUGGUUUGAUAUUUUUUUCAAAAGUUAUUUUUUGUACUUAUCGUUUUUGUAAUGUCCGAUUUGCGUGAACAGCGCGCGGCCGUCAAAUUUUGCUUCCUGCUCGGGAAAACAGGCACAGAAACCCUUGAGAUGUUGAAAACAGCUUACAAAGGUGAUGCUUUAGGGAAAACUCAAUUAUUUGAGUGGUUUUCCCGUUUCAAAAGUGGUAAAAUGUCUAUAGACGACUAAGUUCGCUCUGGACGUUUUGACGCUUCGACAGCGCGAACCAACGAAAAUGUAGAAAAAAUUCACAAAAUUAUCCUGGAAGAUCGACGGCAAACCAUCGAAGAAGUAGUGGAGAGAUNGAAUUUUAAGUGAAGAUUUGGGGAUGAGACGGGUGGCUGCAAAAUUUGUUCCUCGACUGCUAACUGAGCAGUAAAAACAAGGCCGCGUGGAAUCAUGCUCUUCUUUGAAAGAAGAAUUCCAAAAUGACCCAAACUUCUUUUCCAAGGUCAUUACAGGUGACGAAUCAUGGUGCUAUGGAUAUGAUCCUGAAACCAAGCAACAAUCGUGCCAAUUGAAGACCCCAGCAUCGCCUCGCCCUAAGAAAGCUCGUCAAGUAAGGUCAAACAUUAAGACAAUGCUCAUUUGUUUUUUUGAUGUGAGAGGAAUCGUCCAUUCAGAGUUUGUUCCACCUAGUCAGACAGUUAACCAGGCAUUUUACCUAGAGGUGUUAAAAAGAUUACGCAACAGUUUGAUGCGAAAAAGACCUGAUUUGUGGCAGUCAGGAGACUGGUUUUUUCAUCACGGCAAUGCUCCUGUUCACACAGCCCUUUCUGUACGGCAGUUUUUUACCAAAAAUGAUAUGACCACUGUGUCCCAUCUACCCUAUUCACCCGACCUGUCUCCCUGCGACUUCUUUUUAUUCUCCAGAAUGAAAAGGAACAUGAAAAGAAAGCGUUUCGCGGACAUUGAUGAAGUUAAAAAAAAAACNAAAAAUUGGAACAAAAGAUUGGACAAGUGCAUUAACUCUAACGGAGAGUACUUUGAAGGAGAUUAAAUGUUUUUUGUAAAAAAAUUAAAUAAAUAACUACAAAAAUAGUUCGGUUUUUUUUGGGUACGCCCUUGUACAAUGGAUAGAGUCAUCAUGUAUCACACCUAUAAAAUUAGUUGAAGCAAACAAAUAGUAGGACAUAUGGCAUCUGCAUAUGUGCGAUUGCUUGGAGACUGCGCAUAUCACUGAGGUCCUACUAUUUGUUUGGAUGACUCAAUCCAUUUUAUAUAAUGUAAGUAUAAAACUAAUCUUUUUAUAGAUUGUCAUUGGAUAAUGCUAACUCAGGAUUUUCAAGAGAUGCAUUUGGAAGACAAAGUAUGUCUGAAAAACGGCAUGCUACUUUGGAUGCUAAAAAUACUGAUACAUAUCAAAGAAACAAAAAAUUACGUGAAGAUAACAAAUGUCGUAAGUAGCCGAAUAAGAUAACCAGCAAAUAUUUGAAUGGCCAAUUGAAUGAAUGAAUAGUCAUCAAUAUCUAAUGUAGUAGAUUUUUAAAGGAGUUUCUUUAAAUCUGAUUUCAGUUAAACCGAUCUUAUCAUAUUCAAGAUGAACCAUAAUAAACAAAAGUUUUAACUUUUAAAUUAAAAUUAGUGCAAAUUAUUUUUUUUAAGCUUCUUUAAUUUAGUAUUUUAGAUUCUGAGUGGAGCGAGAAAGCCUACUGGUUUUACAAAGAUCUGUAAACAACUUUUCUACCAGAAGAAUUGCUUUCUGAAUGUAGCACCUUUUCUCAAAGGAAAUCAGUGUGGGGAUAUAUUUUAGGGAGCUCAUUUUUUGAUCUCAAGAGUUUUCUCAUCAAAUUUGAAAAACCAAAAAAAUGGGAAAAGAAAUGUAGGUAUCAGUUAAAAUAUGUCACCGCCUUGGUUUUAUUCUGUGGGCUUUUUUCUACCUACAAUUUUGCUUCAAUUUUUAAUGAAUGCAAUGUUUCUAAAAGGAAAUUUCACUAGAGAGGUACUUUAAACAGACCAUUUAUCAAUUUUCUCUGGAUUUUUCUCAUUAACGUAGGAAAACAGGAAAAUUGGAAAAAUCGGUACACUAUUAAACAAAUAUUAUUAAGAAAAUAUAUAUAGUCUAUUUUAGUAUUUUACUACAAUAUGGCAUGUAUAUUAUUGACAAAGCAACGCUAUCUACUGAACUCCGCUCAAUAUUGUUUUUUGUAAGAAAUGAACAUGGUUUAUUGUUGCUUACAGAUAUAUUUUAAAUUUCUGUCUGUAUCCUACCUUUCUAAUUUCCCACCAACACCAGUGGAUACAUCCAUUCCCCUUAUCUUUUUUAUUGAAAUUUAGUUUCUUCUUUUGAAUUUUUGUAUUUCUGUUAUAGAGGAGAUCUGAUCCCAUUCCAAAUUAAAAACAAUUUUCAUUAGCUUAAUUUAUAUAUCUUAUUUCAAACUUGUUUUAAUUUAAAAGUUGUGACAUUAUUAGUUCUAACUUGAAUCAGUUACCAAUAUUGUUUUUUUAUAGGAUUUAUAUUAUAUCUAUUGUUCUUUUAAAUAAAAAUCUUUCAAAAUUUGUUACUCACCACUGUUAAUUAUUGCACAUUUUAUUUAAAAAAUAUAACCAGCAAUACAAAUUUUUUUAACUUACUAUGCAUUAUACAUUAUUUUAUAAUGCAUGUUAUUCAUAAUCUGUUAUAUAAUGGCUAAUUGUAUUUUUGUUUAAAACUAAGGCAACAGUUUGCCAUCAAAGAACCAGCUAGGGCCUGCCCUUGGGAUGAAAAAAUCUUCAAGUUUAGAAUCAUUACAAACCAUGGUCCAAGAAGUACAAAUGUCUGAUGGUGGAACAAAACGUAAUAUGAAAGUAGUCCGUGGUAGAGGUUGUGAUGAUAGUUUUCGGGCUGCAAUAGAUAUGGAAGGUCCAUUGUCUCUACAUGAACUACGUUUGGAAACUUGUUAGUGUAUUAUAUAAGUAUACUUAAGCUAGGAGGUAUUAUAAAAUACUUUUUAUAUUACUUUCUGGCAUUUGGUAAAAUUAAAUAAAUUAAAUACACUAAUUUUGAUAUUUUGUUAAAAAAUGUAUAUAAUUGUUAUUUAAUUAUUCUAUAUAGAUGAAAAAGAUAGUGAUCAUCAAAUAGGCCCAAAACAAUCUACCCUUCAUUCUCAAAUGGACCAUAAAGUAACACCACCUCUUGUUUCUAACAAAAAAAAACCAGGUUUAUUGAAAGGGAUAGGUUCCAUGUUCAGGUAUAUUAAAUAAUAUAAUUAUUACUUCUACAAUUUUAAAUAUGAUAUUUGGUUUUUAUUUAUUUUUUUUUAUUUUAUUUUUUUAUUAUUUGAUAGAUUUGGAAAACCUAGACGUGUGCCAGAUUUAAAUGGUACUUUAUCAUCAGAAGAAGAAACUGCUGAUCGUGAGAGAGAAAUAGCCAGAAGAAAUGCUCGAAAUGAACAACAGAAAAUAAGGGAACAUUAUAAAAGGAUUAUUCAACAACAGGCAGAAUUGGUAUUUAUUGUGUUGUUGUUUUUUUUAAAUUUUAGAUAUUAUAUUUGUAUAGAAAAAUUAUAGUUUUAAUUUUCCAAAUAAUAAUUGUUAUUAAAUUAACUACAACCUAACUUAGCUAUCUAAAUAAUUUGCAUUCAAGUAUAAAAUAAAACUGACAAGUAUUUUUGCUAUUCCAUAUUCCCUUUUCUUUUAAUUUAUCUUAUGUUAAUUUAACUGUGUCAUAUAAUUUGUUUUCAUAGCAAGAACAAAAUCACUGUCGUGAAGUACCUAUAAAUGAUAAUAUGUCCAAUUAUUCUAUGGCUACAAAGUUGUCUAAUCCAGAACAAUCGCGAAUUGAUCGUAUCCAACAGCUUAGAGCAGAACAUCAAAGAAGGCAUUUAGAACGAAGUGGAAAGUAUAUACCCGAAGAAAGAGAUGCAAAUAAUUAUGAAUCUGAUAUUCACCAGGUACACAACAUUAUGUAGUUCAGAGUUCAGUUAUUUUUUGGUUUAUAUGGUUAUAAUAUAAUUAUUAACUUAUCAAUUUUGAUAAAUAUUUUGAUUACUUAAGAGAUUUUAAUGAUUUUUUUCUCAAAAUUGACUACAUUAAAAAUAUUGUAUUUUGUUAGCUUUGGAACCAAAUAUAUUUAUCUUAGUACUAAUUAAGAAAGUUAUUACUAUAUUGAAAUUUGUUUUGUUUUAAAGUUAAACUUUAUCUUAUUAAAUAAGGAACAUUGUUUUUUUUUAUCACUAGUAGGGAAUUUUAGUUAAACAAAUGACUUGUUCUUUUCAUUAGUGUUUUUUUAAAAUUUUAAUAUUUUAUUUUAUUAAUUUAGCUUCCCAACAGUCAAAAUGCAAUAAAUCGACCGGGUAGCCGAGUUGGUAUAAUUGAUUCAGCAAGAUUUAAUCAUUAUGUAAACUUCCAAGAAAUACAACAAAAUCUAAGGUUAGUUUAUAUUUAAUGGUAUUAAGUACACUUUUUUAUCUUAUUACCAAAAGGUAAAUUUUUCUUGCAUGCAUUCAUGCAUUUUUAUUUGUCAAAUAUUUUCUUAUUGUAUACAAUUCAGAAAUUAUGUACAAGAAUUUUAAACAUUUUUUAUGUGCAUAGUUAUAAUAUAUCUAUGUGUCAAAAUUUAAAUACAUUGCAUGAUACACAUUGUUUAUCAGUUUACUAGAAUUUUGUAGAAUAUUUUUUUCAACUAUUAGUAAUUUGCAUUUAAGGUGUAUGGAAAUUUAUCUUCUAUGUUAUGCAUGCUCUAUAACUUUUGAUUGUAGUCUGAUGCAUGGAAUAGAAAAUUAUGGCGUUAAGUUACGAAACCAUAGCAAAACAAAAAAACAUGUCAUGUCUUGCUAUUAUGACACUGAUUACGAAAGGUGGGUAUAAAGCCAGCAAUUAUACUUACAAUACACCUAUUUAUUUUAUUGAGUGGAAUUUUUGUAUUUAAUCUAAUAAUUUACCUUUAUGAACUUAAUCCCUUUUUUUAUUUAUGAAUAAUAUAAUAAUUAUAUCAAAAUAAUAAUACUACUAUUAAUAUUAUAAACUGACAGACAAAUUUAAAUUAUUAGAUUCUAUUGGUACUUAUGUUUACUGGUGAUAGGUGUGCCAUUUUAAACAUGAAAUCCUAUUUUUUUUAAAGCAUACCAGAAAUGGAGCGAUACAUAUACAUAUUCAUAUAUAUAAUAUUAUAAUAUACUUAAUGUAAUUGCCUGUUGGAUAUGUUCAACACAUUGUAAUAUACAAUUUUUAUAUAUUAUGUUGAAAGAUUUUAUGUAAUAUAAUUAUUGCAUAAUUUCUAUGGUGCCAAUACAAUUUUAAAAUUCAAAUUGACAUACUGAUGCAUAACUUUUAGAUUCCGAGAAGAGUUAGGAAUGUAUUUGUUUUUCAAUGAUGUUUAUUUUUUUUUACCAGAAAUUUUGCUCAGAUUUUAAAGUGUAGUACUUUUUCUGAAUGAAAAUCUAACUGGGGUAGUACUGGGUAGGUCAUUUUUUGAUUUUCCCAGGGGUUUUCAUAAUAAAUGGGAAAACCCUAGGAAAACCUAGAAAUUUACUAAUCUUAUUAUCAAAUCUUAAAUAUUAUAGCUAUUCAAAACACGUAUAACCAAACUCUGCUCAGAAUCAUUUUUCGCUAGCAUAGAGUGUUAAUAAUUUCCCUCUACCUUCACAACUUUUCACCUUCAAAAGUGGUCUACCCAUUGUGUGAAGUAUGUCCCUUUGUUUUUAUCUUUGCCUUAUCUCUUCCCUGGGGCUUUCCACCUGGUUUCAAUACAAAAAUCACAUUUGUUUCAAAGUUGUUUAUCAUUGUUUUUGUGCAUGUCGCAUGUUAAAAAUAAUUUGAAUACAAAUGUCUAAUGAUCGAUUUUUAUUUUUUUCUUAAUCACCCAGCCGGAGACAGUUGCACUAUCAUUCACAGAGACGAGACCCCAAAGAAUCUGUGACCCGACCAAGUUCUAACUACUAUGAAUACGAGAGCGUAAUGAGAUCUUUACCAUACACAAGUGAUAGCAGUACAUCACGUCUAGUGGAUAAUAACUCAUUAACUAGACAUUGUGAGAAAUUAUUACUGUUAAAAUACACAUUAUCAAACUUCUCAAAUUAAAGUCUUAAAAUUAAUUAACUGGUCAUUCAAAUUUUAAUAUUAAUAUAUAAUUUAUAACCCCUCUAUCUAUUUAUAGCAGGUGGUGAUGUUACUAAAGCAUCCAAGAACAACAAUAUGAACAACAACUCUGCACAACAAAAAUCUUCUCGUCAACAUUAUCCAAUAGCCAAGUCAUCCAACUAUACGACAUACAAUAGUUUUAGUGAAGAUAGUUCUGGAGGCCAAAAUGGUAGUAUGAAACAACUGCAGUCUUCUCGCAAGGUGUCCACAAACAAUAACAACUAUGCUGAUGGUGCACAUCAUCAUUAUAAUGAAGAACAACAGAGACCAUCACCACAAGGUCCUUACAUAACACAAGUUACCAUUCGGGAUAAUCAACACAUAAUUCAAAGUCCUAACAUCUAAAAUGUGUAUUCCUCUAAAAUAAAAACAAUCAUAUUUUCUAAUAUUACAUUAAUAAUAUUGUUCCCUAAAAAACUUUUCAUAUAAUCACUAUUUUAUUUGUUUUACACCAUAUUUCACCUUGAUUUAAAACCUCUUGGGCCAUUUAGGGUUUUUAUUUUGAUUUUCUAAUUCUUGUCCCUAUUUUGUAAUUUUUACCAUCACAUGCUUAAUUUUUAUUUUUUAUUAAUUUUUAACUUAAUGUAUACUUCUUUUUAAUCAGUAGUUCAUCAUAUAAAUAUUAUAAUAAUAUGUUAUUUAAUCAUUUCUAAAUGAGAAUAGUUAUAAUUUGUUUUAUAAAUAUUUAGGGAUCUACUAUGUUUACUAUUAUCUAUGUAUAACUUAACAAUUCCUAGCUCAUAGUCAAUGACAGACAUGAAUAAUAUUUUUACCAACCAUAUUUUAUUUGAAUAUGUUCAUUAAUAAUUAACAUAUAACCUUAAAAGAAAAAUACAAAAUUAAUAAUCUUAUAUUUUAAAAUUUAUAUAAGACUAAAAAACUUAAUUUAAUAGUUUUCUUAAAGUGAUAUUCUCCCAAAAUUCAUUAAAAAUGUUUUAUUUUAUUCAUUUUUCACAUUUUUUUUUUAAUCAUUAAAUUUGUAUGUUAAAUAUUUUUUAAUUGUAUGGACACUUUGUCUUUGUUUGAAACUUAAUUUUCCUGUGAUAUAAUGUGAUUUAAAUGUUUUUUGUAGGUACAUAAUUCUAUAAGAUGUUAUCGAUUUAAUCAAGUUAUGAUCAUCUUCCCAUUGAUGAUAAUAUGAAAACAUAAUUUUUUUUUGUCUUUCUUAAGACAUUUUAUCAAAUUUUUUAUUUUUUUUUUUAAGAUUCAACAUGUUUUGAAUGAUAUUAAAUGCGGCCAAUUAAUGAUUAAAAUUUUAUAUUUUUAAUAACAUAUAAUAGAACAAUGGAUUUUUUUAUAUUACUAGUAUUUUUGUUUUAUUUGUCUUAGUAAUUCUUACAAUUUACAAGUCUUCAAUUGAUUAAAUAUCAUUUUUAAUAAAACAAAACAUGUUAGUUGUAGUAUAUAUUUUGCUGUCCACAAAUAUUCACUGAUGUGGAAUUUUGUAUUGUGCCAUAAUAUAAACAUUCCAUUAAAUUAUUCCUUACAUGACUGUGGCCCCUUUAAGUUUUAAUUAGCUUAAAUAUAAUUUUUUAUUUUUGCAAUAUCUUUUAGUUGCUCAACUUUGUAAACUUAGUACUUAAAUUAUAUAUAAACAAAAUUACACACACAGUAUUACCAAAGCGUUUUAUAUAUUAUGUAUUGUUUCACAGUAUUUCUAUAAUUAGUUUUUUAUUCACAGUAAACAAUAAUUUAUUAACUAUUAAAUCAAUCACAUAUUUGUAUACUAUUAAUGUUUUAUGAGUUCCUGUUAAAUGAUAUGAGACAACUUUUGAAAUGCUACCCAAAUAUUAUCUUCUUCGACAAUUUUCUCUCUCUACUAUGUUUAAGUGCAUUUACAAUGUUUUGUAUUGUAAAAUACAAUAUAUAUAUAUAUAUAUAUAUAUAUUAUACCCUUAAACAAUAUUAUUUUAUAUAAAGAUAUAUUUAUUUGAACAUUUUAUCAAUUAUUUAAUAUUAAUGGAAUACAUUUAUUUUGUAUAAUAUUAUUGUAUGUAACUAUAAAUAGUUAUAAAUAGUUGAUUAAAAAUUGUAUUUAUAUUAUAUAUGAAUAUAAUAAUCUAAACAAAUAUAGAUAUUACUACCUACACAUAAACAAUAGUUCACUAAUUGGUUUAUUUAUUUUCAAAACUUAACUAUAAUUUUAUGAAAACAGAUAAAGAAUAAAUAUUUA